Molecule: messenger RNA, 511 nt
Organism: Blastomyces gilchristii SLH14081
Lineage: Eukaryota; Fungi; Ascomycota; Eurotiomycetes; Onygenales; Ajellomycetaceae
Exons: 2
Coding region: 1-297 (98 amino acids)
Source: RefSeq, a predicted model, not a curated record
AUGACCGAGAUCUCCAAGUUCCGCACCCUCUCGCUAACCAGCCAUAGCAAUGUUUUCGUCAUCACCAUGCAGAAGGCGCCUGAAAACCGGUUAAACUCAUGGUAUUGUCAGGAAAUCAUCCGGGCCUUCCACGCGGUGCAUCGCAUUCUUGGUCCUGAUUCUGAAGGGGCGGUGGAAGUGAUGCUAAGUUCUGGUGCACUGUACUUGAACUGGACAACGGAGCUACGAAUCCUUUUGCCAACACAGAUGGAUUCUACCCGGUAUUUUGGCCCGCUUCCAACGAUUCAUUCACCCUAACCGAUGUUUUCUUCGUCCCGGUUUCGGACGAAAAAAAACCAUUAAGGGCCUGUUCGGUGCGUCCGUACUUUUUGAACGCAAUAGUGGAUCUCAUUAAAAAUAGUGUAUUUAUCAAUUAUUAGUAGCAAGCCGGCAUUGCACCACCAUGCUAUUCCAUAAUUGAGAUCACUUCACACUGGCUUUUUUUAAUUUCACAUUCAUCAACGCGGACACA